GUUACACCAUAAAUAAGUUAAUUUGCAAUUUGAUUUAACAUCAUAUAUUUGUAAUAAGUGUGAAAAAGUUAGGCUUCAAAAUGGCAGAAAACAAUCCUGACUCAAUUCCUUCAGAUGUAGAAAACACUUAUACCACACCAGCAAAUGAUCCUAAAAACAUGCAAGAGGUUACACAGUAUGUUCAGACACUGCUGCAAACUAUGCAGGAUAAGUUCCAAAGCAUGUCAGAUCAAAUAAUAAACAGAAUAGAUGAAAUGGGCACCAGAGUUGAUGAAUUGGAGAAAAAUAUCACUGAUCUUAUGACUCAAGCUGGAGUUGAAAAUGAGAAGUAGUACCGUAAAAUCUACAGCUAGUGUAGUUAUAUAUGUUACAUCCAAAGAUACCUUGUGCCUGGAUUUUAAAUCAUAUACAUAAAAAAUGAAAACACACAAUCUUUUUGCAUAGCUAUUGAACUAGUUAAACAAAUAAUUCAUUUGUAAUACAGAGCAAUGCUAUGUGGUAGAAACAACUAGAUUUUUCACUAUAAGAAAAUAAAGUAAUGUUAACUUUUAUAAAUUAAUUAUGUA
Papilio machaon (common yellow swallowtail) is the source of this 566-nucleotide messenger RNA. RefSeq names its product heat shock factor-binding protein 1. Gene Ontology annotation, molecular function: transcription corepressor activity. The transcript is spliced from 2 exons. The coding region runs from base 81 to 332 and encodes 83 amino acids. The record is from RefSeq and is a predicted model, not a curated record. Gene Ontology annotation, cellular component: nucleus; cytosol. Gene Ontology annotation, biological process: cellular heat acclimation. NCBI's taxonomy places the organism in Eukaryota, Metazoa, Arthropoda, Insecta, Lepidoptera, Papilionidae.